This is a messenger RNA of Populus trichocarpa (black cottonwood), 1458 nucleotides long. RefSeq names its product photosystem II protein D1-like. The transcript has a single exon. Bases 1 to 1044 code for a protein of 347 amino acids. Gene Ontology annotation, biological process: photosynthesis, light reaction; photosynthetic electron transport in photosystem II. Gene Ontology annotation, cellular component: chloroplast thylakoid membrane; photosystem II. The record is from RefSeq and is a predicted model, not a curated record. Lineage: Eukaryota; Viridiplantae; Streptophyta; Magnoliopsida; Malpighiales; Salicaceae.
AUGAUUUGCUACAAAAGCCUUUGGGGUCGCUUCUGUAAUUGGAUAACCAGCACUGAAAACCGUUUUUAUAUUGGAUGGUUUGGUGUUUUGAUGAUUCCUACUUUAUUGACCGCAACUUCUGUAUUUAUUAUCGCUUUCAUUGCUGCCCCUCCAGUAGACAUUGAUGGUAUUCGUGAACCUGUUUCUGGAUCUCUACUUUAUGGAAACAAUAUCAUUUCUGGUGCCAUUAUUCCUACUUCUGCGGCUAUAGGGUUGCACUUUUACCCAAUAUGGGAAGCGGCAUUCAUUGAUGAAUGGUUAUAUAACGGCGGUCCUUAUGAGCUAAUUGUUCUACACUUCUUACUUGGUGUAGCUUGUUACAUGGGGCGUGAGUGGGAACUUAGUUUCCGUCUGGGUAUGCGUCCUUGGAUUGCUGUUGCAUAUUCAGCUCCUGUUGCGGCGGCUACUGCUGUUUUCUUGAUUUAUCCAAUCGGUCAAGGAAGUUUUUCGGAUGGGAUGCCUCUAGGAAUCUCUGGUACUUUUAACUUUAUGAUUGUAUUCCAGGCUGAGCACAACAUCCUUAUGCACCCAUUUCACAUGUUAGGCGUAGCUGGUGUAUUCGGCGGCUCCCUAUUCAGUGCUAUGCAUGGUUCUUUGGUAACCUCUAGUUUGAUCAGGGAAACCACAGAAAAUGAAUCUGCUAAUGAAGGUUACAGAUUUGGUCAAGAGGAAGAAACUUAUAAUAUCGUAGCCGCUCAUAGUUAUUUUGGCCGAUUGAUCUUCCAAUAUGCUAGUUUUAACAACUCUCGCUCUUUACAUUUCUUCUUAGCUGCUUGGCCUGUAGUAGGUAUCUGGUUCACUGCUUUAGGUAUUAGCACUAUGGCUUUCAAUCUAAAUGGUUUCAAUUUCAACCAAUCUGUAGUUGAUAGUCAAGGUCGUGUAAUUAAUACCUGGGCUGAUAUUAUUAACCGUGCUAACCUUGGUAUGGAAGUUAUGCAUGAACGUAAUGCUCAUAAUUUCCCUCUAGACCUAGCUGCUGUUGAAGUUCCAUCUACAAAUGGAUAAGACUUUUGUAAAUGGAUAAGGCUUUUUUCUUAGUGUGUACGAGCUUUUGAAAAAAAAAGAGGAGCAAUCGCCAAUUUCUUGUUCUAUCAAGAGGGUUGGCAUUGCUCCUAAAAUAAAUUUUUUUUUUUUUUACUUUUGUAUUUCUUUCUUAUAAGACUUAUAAAAAAUAAAAAAGGUCAAAUUGAAUGUUAAAUGUUAGAAAUUCAAAUCUUGGUAAUUUGUAAAUAGAGUAUUAGGGGCGGAUGUAGCCAAGUGGAUCAAGGCAGUGGAUUGUGAAUCCACCAUGUGCGGGUUCAAUUCCCGUCAUUCGCCCAUGAACCCUGAAGCGGAUGCUUCAUAUGGGUUCUUUUUUCUCUUCUUUAUCAUAGGGUUUACUUUACCUCUUACUCUUAAUCUUAAUUCUUACUCUUAAAA